AUGAGAAAAAUCACUUCAUUAUACAUCCUCUGGGUAUUGCUAAUAAAACUAUCUGAUGGAGCAGCAAUAGCACCUACUGUUGCGACCUCGGCCAACACAGGAGAAAGCUCAACAUUUUUCUGGAAAGCAAUUAAUGGGCUAGGAUCAUCAGUCAUAUUGUAUUCAUCUUAUCUCAUUGGGAAAAAUAAAUACGAAGAAGAGAAGAAAGAUAGUGUGGUCUAUACCUCAUCAACAACGACGAUGACAAUUAAGCCUACAGCUACCCGUGUAUACGAGGCGAUACAUACUUUUCAGGGCGGAUAUUUAGCAGGAGGUGUACCAGUCAGGAUUAAUGGAGCACCAAUAGAACCACAACCCAUUCCAGCCGGUCAAGUCUUCACUACAACCCUUUUCCCUGCACAACAGGAACAGAGUCAGGAAGCAUCUCUUCUGGAAAGUUAUGUUCCAUUGACUAUCCAACUUCCGAAGCAGGUAAGUGCAGAUCAAAAUUCUUAUAAUUUACCCCUGAAUAUCACGAUUGAUAUUGCCUGUCCAUUGGUGAGACAUACCGGGUCAAUCCAUCCAAUAUGCAAUGGAUCGCCUUUAGAAUCAGCUAGCGAGUUCUUUCCUCUUCAGACUUAUGCUCCAGUGUAUCGCUCGAUGGAUAUGAUCAGCUCUGAUACCUCGCCUUCAGUUAAUUCAUCCAAGCCAGCCAUGGAUGCUGUAAUCAACGAUAACGCCGGCUAUUAUAAUAAUACUUUGGGUAUUCAGAAUGCACAAGUAAUAGUGGAAACGGUUGUGGUUCCUGAGACUCCCACCACCAUAGAGCGAGCAGCAGCAGCAGAAGCCCCAGUGGUGGUUACCAUUGACGCUAUGGGGAAUCAAAUCUAUGCUGCAACACCUCAACCAGUGAUAGUUACUCAACCUGCAGUGGCUACUCAGCCUGUGAUAAUUUCUUACGUUACUGCAGCUGCUCCAGAACCAAUCCAACAACAACAAGUUCCUGUUGCUCAAGUUCAAGCUGGCAGUCAGACACAAGGUCAAGUGAUUAUUGUUGAAACGGUUGCUGCUCCAGCGGCGGUCCAGCAAUAUACUUAUGUUCAACAGGCUAAUAGUCCUGCCGCUCCAGAAACUCAUAUGGCCACUCCAAUGGUAGUUACAGUAUCCCAGCAAGCACAACCACCAGCCCAGGCUGAAGGACAAUCACUGGAGCCUCAAUACCAAGUGGUAGUGACUUCUUCGUAUCCUGUCGCUCCUGCGACCCAACCAAUAUACACCCAACCCGAAGUGAUCCAAGUUGCUGGAACGAGUUUAGAGGCAGGAUAUCCCUCUGCUGCUGCUCCUGCAGUAUCGUCACCACAUGUAGUGGCGGUGCCGAAAGUUGUGGCAUCUUCACCUAUAUCAUAUACGCCGGGGACUUCCCAAGUGGUGUACCAAUCACAACCUUUGCAAAAUCAAUACCAAGUAUCUGGGUCUCUGCCAGGAGCAGGAGCCUCAGGGUCAGUACAAUACGUUUCUCCAAAUUCAGUUCCUCAAGUAGCUACUUCAGUUACUUAUUAA
Molecule: messenger RNA, 1539 nt
Organism: Saccharomycopsis crataegensis
Lineage: Eukaryota; Fungi; Ascomycota; Saccharomycetes; Ascoideales; Saccharomycopsidaceae
Exons: 1
Coding region: 1-1539 (512 amino acids)
Source: RefSeq, a predicted model, not a curated record